Colletotrichum acutatum is the source of this 598-nucleotide messenger RNA. RefSeq lists its product as uncharacterized. The coding region runs from base 102 to 473 and encodes 123 amino acids. The record is from RefSeq and is a predicted model, not a curated record. The transcript has 3 exons. NCBI's taxonomy places the organism in Eukaryota, Fungi, Ascomycota, Sordariomycetes, Glomerellales, Glomerellaceae.
GCCCACGACGCUCGCGCUUCCGUCACUCUCAACUUGAGUGUCACCGCUCCGGCUGAUACCUCAACUCUCAGUUGGGAAGUGCUCAAAGACGAACCGAUAUCAUGGAGGCAUAUUCGAGAGGCGAUGAGACGGCAGAUCCUCCUAGUAUCUUGGAACAAUCAAGCCUAGAACGCUCAGGGAGAUUCGUCCCUGGCAUUAAUUCUUUUUCUGUCACCACUUCCGGUUCUGGAGACGUGAUGAACGCAUCGCGGCCCUUACCACUACCACAACUCCCCUUCGGCAAUCUUUACGCGUAUCACCAAGAGCCCGGACAACCACAACCCUAUUGCAAUCCAUACAGCCUCAGGGAGUACAGUUAUCGUGACAGCUUAGGAGGUUCGCAUUACAGUUCACCAUACACGAAGCCCGCUUAUAGGAAUGAUGAGGGUUAUCUCGGCACAGGUUGCCUCAUUUGGUUCCAAGAAAUGACCUAACUACCACCUGCCCAGCAUCUCGGCCGGGUUUGGUCUGCACCAUAACCAGUUCCAGCUCCAUUCUAGCGCCGACGCCUUCUUUGAUGUGGAGAAUAAGCUUCCGCUUGUGAAAAGGUUCGAUACUA